AUGGAAUAAGCAGAGAAAUAAAGGUAGAAAGAAGAAACCAGAUAAUUUUUACUUAAUUUUAAGAAUAGGACUAAUGAAUAUAGUGUAAAUGAUCAAUUAAAGGAAAGAUUAAUUAAUGAGGAGAACAAUAGACAAUGGGAAACAAAAGAGGCUAAAUGGAAGGCGGAAGAUGAUGCAAGAGUCAAAUUAAUGUAUGAAGUUUAUGCUCAAAGAGCAGAGAAUGUGGAAAUAAAAAAGAAAAUAAUUGAGGAUGAGAAGAAUGUUAAGUAAUUGGAUAAGAUGGAACUACAUCGUUAAAUGGAACUGUAUCAAAAGGAAUUAGAGGAAAAGUAAAGAUUAGAAUAGGAAAAAAUAAUGUAAACAAAACACAAUUUAAUAAAUUAAAUGGAUGAGAAGAAACAAAGAUAAUAAUUAUUAAGAGAUAAGAAACAACAGGAGGAAGGAGGCACUUCGAAAAUAAAAAGAGGAAUAUGA
This is a messenger RNA of Paramecium tetraurelia, 474 nucleotides long. RefSeq lists its product as uncharacterized. The transcript has 3 exons. The record is from RefSeq and is a predicted model, not a curated record. NCBI's taxonomy places the organism in Eukaryota, Ciliophora, Oligohymenophorea, Peniculida, Parameciidae.